Molecule: messenger RNA, 743 nt
Organism: Eleginops maclovinus (Patagonian blennie)
Lineage: Eukaryota; Metazoa; Chordata; Actinopteri; Perciformes; Eleginopidae
Product: histone-binding protein N1/N2-like
Biological process (GO): CENP-A containing chromatin assembly; DNA replication-dependent chromatin assembly
Cellular component (GO): nucleoplasm
Molecular function (GO): histone binding
Source: RefSeq, a predicted model, not a curated record
ACAGUGUAUACUAUCGUCCUGAAAUAAUGCCAGAAGAAACGUCCACCGCGUCAAGCUACGGGAGUGCGGAGGAAAACCCUUGCUCCUCCUCAUCAGCCGCAGCUGCUGCAGACAGCUCUGUGGACAUUGCAGAGGAGGCAAAGAAGCUGAUUGGCACAGGGAACAGGCACCUAGUGAUGGGAGAUGUUGUUUCUGCUGUCAGAGUCUUCCAGGACGUCUGCGGCAUGCUGGCUGCAAAGUAUGGGGACACAGCAGAGGAGUGUGGCAAGGCCCACUUCCUGUGUGGGAAGUCCCUCCUGGAGCUUGCCAGGAUGGAGAACAGUGUGUUUGGAAAUGCCCUGGAGGGAGGCCCAGAAGAGUCUGAGGAAGAAGAGGAGGAGCAGCCGAACAGCUCAAAUAUCGAGAGUGCCAACAAUCUUGAUGAAGAACGAGAUGACCUACGAAACCAGGUGUAUGAUGCCAUGGCGGAAAAGGCUGAGGCAGGUGACAUCAAACUGGAGUCCGAGGAAGGAAAGGGCACCACUGAGGUGAAAAAACAAAACUGUGUGUCUCACAGCAAACCUGAGGUGAAGGGAUCUAGCUCUCCUGUGAGUAAGAAGGAAAAUAGUUCAGUUCCAAAAGUGAACGCAGUUGAGAAGAGCCCUGGUGCUGCUGUAAAUGGUGUGUUCAUACGGUGUGUUCAUACGGUGUGUUCAUACGGUGCGUUCUUUAAUGGAUCACAGUUCGCAAAUAAAGGAAUAUGA